AAAUGAAGGCUUUAUUAGUGCUCGCAGUGUGUGCUGUUGCGGGACACGCUAAAAUUUUACCUGAUGAUUUCCCGCAAUGCAAACGCAGUGAUCCAAAUCUAGAAAACUGCAUCUUAGAAGCAGUAGAAGUGGUGAAGCCGCGACUUCUUAACGGGGUUCCUGAAGUCAGCGUGCCAGCGCUGGACCCAUUCGCAGUGCCAACUCUGAAGUUAGACAGAACUGCCAACAACUUAAGGUUGAAGGCAACAAUCAAGAAUAUGAAGGCGUAUGGAGGAUCAAACUUUAAGAUUGAAAAGCUAAGACUGAACCUGAACAACAAGUACGUGGGAGAAGUGCGGUUGACAAUUCCAAAGCUGGACGUGUCGGCUGACUACGACGUGAGGGGUUCCCGCAUUCUCACCCUUGACAUCAGCGGUAAAGGCAAAUUCAGGAGCAACUUCACCGAUAUUACAGUCAUAGCCAAGGGUAGCGCAAAGACUAUCGUCAAAGAUGGCGUAGAAUACUUGCAGACUGACAAGAUAAUCACCAAACUCAAGAUCGGCAACGGGCAGGUUAUUAUCGAGGACACUGAGAGACCUGUUGCUGCAAGCUCGGCUGCAGCGUUUUUCAAUGGCAGUCCAACGAUUGUUUUGGACAUCCUCAACCCUCUCGUGGAAGAAAGCAGCGCCCGUAUCUUCAAGGCUUUCUUCAAUAAAAUAUUUGCAACAAUUCCUCUGAAAGAAAUCCUAGUUGAAGACUUAAAGUGGACAGACAUCAUGAUGCGAGCGAUUGCAAAGUUUUUGAUUGUAGGACUUUGUGCCAGUUUUGUAGUUUGUAGGCGAGUGUCAGAACAGAACAGUACUAGCGAUGGAGACAACAUGGAAGAAUUGGCCAAGAAGCCUGUGUGCCACUACAGUGACCCCAACGUUAGUGAAUGCAUCAAACGAGUGGCAGAACAAGCGAGACAUCUCCUAGCACACGGCAUACCUUCCUUCGGCAUCCAACCCUUAGAACCUUUAAAAGUACCGAGUAUACGACUGAGGCAACACAACAUGCCUCAGAACCGCUUUAAAUAUGACGCCUGGUUCACUGAUACGACGCUGUAUGGACUGACAAACUACACAUUUAAUAAACUUGACAUUUUUCCGGAGGAUAUAAAAGUAACAGGCAACAUAAGUUUGCCACGUCUCACAAUGUCAGGAGAGUACGUGGUAAUCGGUGAAUUCCAGAUGCUGCCAGUGGAAUCCACCGGCAUUAUUCACGCUAACUUUACAAAAUGCACGGCAGCUCUUGAUGCUGUUGGUGCUAGGGUACACAAAAGGAUGGUGAUAAAGGAUGCUAACGUGAAACUGCGCUGCACGGGACCUCUAGAAGCAACUUUAAGCGAAGCUCAUUCAACCACUGGAGAAAUGGAGAUGAUAACCGACCACAUAAUACGAAUGCACGCGAAUGAGCUAGCGAAGGAAGUUCAACCAGCUGUUGAGACUGCACUUGGGAUGGUUCUCGAAGACGUAGCCAACAAAUUCCUGAAACUCGGUGGUUUUGUAUGUCCUCGAGAAGACAAUGCUCUGGGACGAUGUCUACGUGAUGCCCUGAACACCUAUAUUCCACAAUUAGCUACGGGAGUACCGGAAUACGGUGUACCACCGUGCGAACCACUGCUUGUUCCGGCACUCGCUGUCCAGCAAUCAGCCGGGCCUAUAUCCAUCACAUCUUCCUUCAGCGAUGUGACUGUCCGAGGACCAUCGCGCAUGCGCGUGAAGCAUGUCGAAGUAGAAUCAAAGAACCAUUCUAUAGUAGCUACACUCCACAUACCUGAGUUGAGGAUGAAGGGUGAUUACAAUCUGAAGGGUCAGCUGUUGAUGCUACCAAUUGAAGGAAGUGGAAAGUUCUCGGCUAAAUAUGGUGACAUCGACGCAACAGUUACAAUCGUUCUGGGUCGCACACCUAGGGAUAACGCAGCAGCUGAUGCCUUGGCCUGUAAAAGUCUUGGUGUCAAAUUCCAUAUAGGGAAGGCUGUGAUGGAACUGAAUAAUUUGUUUGGAGGAGACGACGAUUUAGGAAAUGCGAUGAACAAAUUCCUGAAUGAAAACUGGGAGAAUCUGUUAGUAGAACUUCAAUCGCCAAUGGAGGACGCUUUAAGAGAUUUCUUGAAACCGUUGGCAGAUCACGCUUUUGGGACAUUAGACGCCGAUGAUAUAUUACUAUCGAAGUAGCAUAUAUAAUAUGACGACAUAAACGUGAAAUAAUAAUCUUACAACAGAACCCAGAUUUCAGUUAAAUUUUUGCAACACUGAACUUAAGGUUAUGAAUAAUUUAUAAUAAUAAAUUAAGAAAGACGAUUGCUUCUAGUCCGGCCCUGAUUAUCUAUGACAUUGAAAUCUAAAUUACGCAAAAAAUGCAUAUUGUUACAUUGAUUAGAAAGGUGUCAACCUUUCUAUUAUUUUAUUACCUUGUUUUAAUAAUUUACUUUGAUGUAGGUAUGUUUUAAUUCAGAGUUUGAAGUGAUUUGAACCCACUUUGACGACAAUAUGGCGAUGCUAAGAAUUGUCUGACAACGCACAAAAAUAAAACAAACCCUGCAAAACCCUGGCGUAUUCCAUUUUGUUUUUACAUACUACAUAUUUUACGUUGCGAUAAAUUUACGAGAACUGUCAAUUUUUAUGUCGCAAAUUGUGACGAUCAGUUACACAGAACUGUAUUUUUUUAAUAUCACAUAAUGCGUUUAAAGGACGCGUUAUGCCUUGAAUGUCAUAGAGAGCCACGGCACUUGAUUAUAUUAUGAGAUUACUAUAAUUCAUGUCCAAUAAUAUCGUGCCAACCUAGCAUAUAAUGUACAAAUUAAAACGUUGUUAUUUAUUGA
Pararge aegeria (speckled wood butterfly) is the source of this 2842-nucleotide messenger RNA. RefSeq lists its product as uncharacterized. The transcript has 15 exons. NCBI's taxonomy places the organism in Eukaryota, Metazoa, Arthropoda, Insecta, Lepidoptera, Nymphalidae. Bases 3 to 2195 code for a protein of 730 amino acids. The record is from RefSeq and is a predicted model, not a curated record.